Molecule: messenger RNA, 679 nt
Organism: Procambarus clarkii (red swamp crayfish)
Lineage: Eukaryota; Metazoa; Arthropoda; Malacostraca; Decapoda; Cambaridae
Cellular component (GO): membrane
Source: RefSeq, a predicted model, not a curated record
UCCAGGUGAUGAGGGAACGAUGCCACCUCCUCGCUAUGGACACAGAUAAGGAAGGUGGAUAAGUACCAGACACCCGGCCGCCCUCGUCAUCAGUACGCCCACUUCCUCGCCUCCGUCCACGCGUACCCGCACGCCCAGGUCCAACACCCACACCACGAAUCCUCAACAUGGUUAAUACUUCAUACCUGACCACUCCUCAAGGAAUUGUCCGGAUAGUCGAGCUGGUGUUCGUUAUGGUGGCAAUGGUCACCUGGUUUGACGCAAUUCACUUCUGGUUGCACGUGCCUACUGGAGCCACAGUCGCCUCCAUCAUUACCAUCGUGGCCGUCAUGGUGCAGAACUUGCUACAAGGACCGUCGCGUUACGCGGAAGUUGUGAUUAGCGCGGUGUUGGCCAUACUCUUCCUGACAGCUGGCAUACUGAUCUUUGUGAAAGCAUCGCACUCUGCGCAGCUCCAGGCCUGCGGGGCCUUCUGCAUCCUCGCGUUCCUGGCCUACGGCGUUGACGUCGGCCUGACAGGCAAAAGUUUUUCCCAGUGAGGUUCUCCUUACCUCCGGGUUAAGCGCCAUCCAACACACUCUUUCUCGUCCUUCAGCUUGGACUGGUCGGUAUAGUGCCGGCUUCGCUUCUUGCAUGGUCACCGUUUAAUCCUCGAUAAUUCAAGUGGUUGGGCACCGUU